AAGUUUUACCGGCACCACAAAUUGAAGAAUUAGUAGCACAAGAUAAAUUAACAAACAUGAUCGAUGAACCAUUAAUGACAUUACAAAAUCCUAAUAUAGUCCAUACCAAAGGUCAUCCUUCUGGAGCUCUUAAUCAUCAAAAUACUAACUCAACUAAAAGAGAUCCCUCCGGCUUUAAAUCG
Molecule: messenger RNA, 182 nt
Organism: Dentiscutata heterogama
Lineage: Eukaryota; Fungi; Glomeromycota; Glomeromycetes; Diversisporales; Gigasporaceae
Source: the annotation of a GenBank genome assembly